AAUCAAUUUUCAGAAAGUUUAAAGAGGAGAACAGAAAACAGUACAAGUACCAAAAACGGGAUUUAGGGUUAGGGUUUUUGAAGCUUGUAGCUCUUCACUUAAUUGGGUUCACAGCAAUGGAGGCUGUUGGAGAAAUCACCGAGGCUCUGAACAACGUUCACAUCAACAACUCGGAUUCACACAAGAAGAACCGAAUUCAGGUCUCAAACACCAAGAAGCCCCUUUUCUUCUACGUCAAUCUCGCCAAGAGGUAUAUGCAGCAGUACAAUGAGGUGGAACUAUCUGCCUUGGGAAUGGCUAUUGCCACAGUUGUUACAAUUGCAGAAAUUCUCAAAAACAAUGGGCUGGCUGUUGAGAAAAAAAUCAUGACAUCAACUGUUGACAUAAAGGAUGAUUCUAGAGGGAGACCAGUCCAAAAAGCCAAGAUUGAGAUAUUGCUUGGGAAGACAGCAAAUUUCGAUGACUUGAUGGCUGCAGCUGCUGAGGAGAGGGAAAUUGCAGUAGCAGAGGCCGAGGAGCAAAGCUAAAAGAAUUUCCUUGUUCAGUUAUUUGAGGUUUUGAGGCUUCUAUUGCACCAUGUUUGGCUUGAAUUAUGUACUCGAAAAACUGGUUAUGGAAAUAAAUUUUGCUUAAAUAUAAUUUUGAAUCGUAGAAAAUGUAUGAAAAAAGUCAAGAAACACAUUUGUUGUAUGCAUGUAACUUUCUUUUUGGUCCGUAUGUUCUGCAUAUAACAACUAAUAGAAGAUGUCAACAGAUUGCCCUCUA
Messenger RNA from Argentina anserina (silverweed cinquefoil), 765 nucleotides. RefSeq lists its product as uncharacterized. The coding region runs from base 117 to 527 and encodes 136 amino acids. Gene Ontology annotation, cellular component: nucleus. The transcript is spliced from 5 exons. Gene Ontology annotation, molecular function: RNA binding. NCBI's taxonomy places the organism in Eukaryota, Viridiplantae, Streptophyta, Magnoliopsida, Rosales, Rosaceae. The record is from RefSeq and is a predicted model, not a curated record.